UCCCCCUGUGAGCACCGACCGAUCUCCGGUGCUAGGCGAUCAUGGCGCUGCUGGAUGUGUGCGGAGCCACCCGAGGGCAGCUGGAGGACUGGGCUGUCCCCGCCGCGGGGAGCCGGCAUCGCUCGGACCCUGGUCACUACAGUUUCUCUAUGCGAUCUCCAGAGCUCGCCCUCCCACGGGGAAUGCAGCCCACUGAGUUCUUCCAGUCCCUGGGUGGGAACGGAGGAAGGAACGUUCAGAUUGAGAUGGCUCAUGGCACCACCACCCUCGCCUUCAAGUUCCAGCAUGGGGUGAUUGUGGCCGUGGAUUCUCGGGCCUCGGCUGGGAAUUACAUAAGCGACUUUAUGGUGAACAAGGUGAUUGAGAUUAACCCUUACCUGCUUGGCACCAUGUCUGGCUGUGCAGCGGACUGUCAGUACUGGGAGCGUCUGCUAGCCAAGGAGUGCAGGCUGUACUAUCUGCGGAAUGGGGAGCGGAUCUCAGUGUCAGCAGCCUCCAAACUGCUCUCCAACAUGAUGUGCCAGUACCGGGGCAUGGGCCUCUCCAUGGGCAGUAUGAUCUGUGGCUGGGACAAGAAGGGACCUGGACUCUACUAUGUGAAUGAAAAUGGGACACGGCUCUCAGGAAGUAUAUUCUCCACUGGUAGCGGGAACACCUAUGCCUAUGGGGUCAUGGACAGCGGCUAUCUGCCCAAUCUCAGCAUCGAAGAGGCCUAUGACCUGGGCCGAAGGGCUAUCGUUCAUGCCACCCACCGCGACAGCUAUUCUGGAGGUGUUGUCAACAUGUACCACAUGAAGGAAGAUGGCUGGGUGAAAGCGGAAAGUACGGAUGUCAGUGACCUGAUGCAUCAGUACCGGGAGGCCAGUCAGUGAUGGUGGCGGCAGCUGGGCAAGCCUCUGGAGAAGCCUGGUCAACUUAGGGACCUGGGCCAGUUUCCACCCCAGGAGAAAGAGGGGCCUACUCUGACUGAGCCCAGAGAUAGAGAACCAACGAGGGCCACUGGGAGGUGCAAGGCAGAGUUUACCUUUUGUGUGUUCUCUGUCUCAACUAGCAUUCCCCCACCCCAACCUCCUGGGUGCCCCACUAAGCACAAUAAAGAGGUAACGGUUAUAAA
Camelus dromedarius (Arabian camel) is the source of this 1114-nucleotide messenger RNA. It is a transcript of the gene PSMB8, whose product is annotated as proteasome 20S subunit beta 8. Gene Ontology annotation, cellular component: proteasome core complex. The coding region runs from base 42 to 872 and encodes 276 amino acids. The transcript is spliced from 6 exons. The record is from RefSeq and is a predicted model, not a curated record. Lineage: Eukaryota; Metazoa; Chordata; Mammalia; Artiodactyla; Camelidae. Gene Ontology annotation, molecular function: threonine-type endopeptidase activity.